Molecule: messenger RNA, 3065 nt
Organism: Coffea eugenioides
Lineage: Eukaryota; Viridiplantae; Streptophyta; Magnoliopsida; Gentianales; Rubiaceae
Product: ribonuclease II, chloroplastic/mitochondrial
Exons: 15
Coding region: 156-2543 (795 amino acids)
Biological process (GO): mRNA catabolic process
Cellular component (GO): exosome (RNase complex); P-body
Molecular function (GO): 3'-5'-RNA exonuclease activity; RNA binding
Source: RefSeq, a predicted model, not a curated record
GCGACAGCGGGCAUCCAAUCCUUCCUUUCCUUCCUGCUCUCAAUUGAAAGAAGCCCGUCCCUCUUCCUCUUCCUUCCCAUAAAUAUUUCUACAUCAACUCUUGAUGCAGAAAUUUUGUGCUGUCGUUUACAGAAAUUAGUUAACUACGAUAACUAAUGGCGGUUCGAGUAUUGAACACCCGCGUAACGUUUCGCUCUGCCGCGUCGCCGCCGCUCGCCGUUUUUCGGAGCUGUGUCCGCCAAGUCAGGACCGUGCGGCAUCCCAACCACUCCAAAUUAGGGCUUCAUCUCUCAAUUAUUGGGUCACGGUGGUGUUUUUGUAGCCAUGGUGGAAGCAUUCGAAGUUACUCAGUUCAAAGUCUUGUCGACACUGUCAUGGAGGAGCUGGAGGUCUUGCGCAAACGCCGCCAACUCCGCGUUUCUAACAAGUUAGCAACUAGUGGGGAGCUUCUCCAAGAUAAAUUGGAAAAACGAACACUGCAGAAAGGGUUGCUGCUGGAGUUCAAGAAAGACACCGGAAGGGUAUUGCUGGCUGUUGCUCAGAAACCCGACGGCAAGAAGAACUGGACGGUCUUUGAUCAGAAUGGUGUCACAACCUCCAUAAAACCACAACAAAUAACAUUUAUUGUUCCGGGUAUUGAGGACUUUGACCAUACACAGAUAUCAGACUUCAUUCAGAGAGCUCAGAGUAACUUGGAUCCAGCACUACUCGAGUUUGCAUGGAUUGAGCUGCUUGAAAAGGGCAAGUCAGUAACUAUUGAGCAACUAGCUGAGAUGAUUUUUGGUAGUACGGAGCCCCUUGAGAGCUAUUGUUCCCAUUUACUGCUGUCAAAUGAUGAUGUUUACUUCACAGUUCUGGAGACAAAAGGUCCUUUCUCUCUAUAUGGUCCUCGACCUGCUGUUCAGGUAGAAGAGCUUCUUCAAAAAAAGCAUGCCAAAGAAUUGGCUGAAAGGGAGUUUCAUGAGUUUAUGCAGUUAUUGAAAUCUGCCAAAGGAAUGCCUCCACAUGCUAAACCCUCAAAGUCUUCGUGGAGAAGUGAAGAGAAAAUUUGGCACAGAAUUGGAUCUCUUGAAGCUUAUGCUAUUGAUGAUUUCAAGAAUGAUGACCAAAGGAAAACUGCUGGGAUGAUUCUAAAAGAGAUGGGGCUAUCAAAAACUUCAGCAGCAGCCCUAAAUCUACUCAUAGACAUUGGCUACUUCCCUGUACAUGUCAAUCUUGAUUUAUUGAAGUACAGCAUUCACACUGAUUACCCAGACAGGGUUUUAGCAGCUGCUGGAAGCCUGUUAUCAGAAUCGUAUGACGACCUUGAUGUGACUGUCAGAUUAGAUUUGACCCACUUGAAGGUUUAUGCCAUUGAUGUUGAUGAGGCUGAUGAGCUUGAUGAUGCACUGAGUGCUACAAGGCUUCAAGAUGGUCGAAUUAAGGUUUGGAUACAUGUUGCAGACCCAACGAGCUUAGUUCGACCUGGAAGCAUAAUAGACAAAGAGGCAAUGAAAAGAGGAACUUCCAUAUUUUUACCAACUGCAACCCAUCCUAUGUUUCCUGAGAAAUUGGCGAUGGAAGGCAUGAGUCUGAAGCAAGGAAAACCCUGCAAUGCUGUAACAGUAUCUGUUAUACUGCGACCUGAUGGAAGUAUUGCAGAAUAUUCUGUGGACAAUUCCAUAAUCAAACCAACUUACAUGCUGACAUAUGAGAGUGCAUCAGAGCUCCUUCUUUUGAAUCUGGAAGAGGAGAUUGAAUUGAAAAUUCUGUCAGAGGCAGCUGCGCUGCGAUUCAGAUGGCGGCAACAACAGGGUGCAAUAGACACGGCCACAUUAGAAACACGAAUCAAGGUUGCAAAUCCAGAUGAUCCAGAGCCUUUGAUUAGACUAUAUGUUGAAGACCAGGCAGAUCCUGCUAUGCGACUUGUAUCUGAGAUGAUGAUCCUGUGUGGGGAAGUUAUGGCCACUUAUGGUUCUUGUAACCACAUCCCAUUACCAUAUAGGGGGCAGCCUCAAUCAAAUAUUGAUACAUCAGCAUUUGCCCAUCUUCCUGAAGGACCUGUGAGGAGUUCAGCAAUUGUUAGAAUAAUGCGGGCAGCUGAGAUGGAUUUCAGUAAGCCUAUCCGUCAUGGGGUUCUAGGACUUCCUGGCUAUGUUCAGUUUACAUCUCCCAUCCGAAGAUAUAUGGACCUCCUUGCUCAUUACCAGGUAAAAGCAUUUCUUAGAGGUGAUUCUCCUCCUUUCUCAGCUGGUCAACUUGAAGGAAUUGCAUCUUUAGUAAACAUGAGCACCCGAGUAGUCAGGAAGCUUUGCAACAGCAGUCUACGGUAUUGGAUAUUGGAGUAUUUAAGACGGCAACCAAAAGAGAAAAGGUUUUCUGCUUUGGUACUCAGAUUUAUUAAAGAUAGGAUGGCCGCAAUACUCUUGGUGGAGGUUGGACUUCAAGCUUCUGCCUCAAUGUCCAUAGGUGUAGAGGUUGGUGACGAAGUUAAAGUUCAAGUGGAAGAAGCUCAUCCACGGGAUGAUAUUCUCUCUCUCAAAGAGGUUCCAGUGGCAGAAUGACCUUUUGAUGUUAAAGUUUGUGGUAAAAACACUGACUCUAAGCCCUUCUCUCUAUGUUAGCUGGUACCUUCAGUUGGGCACCAGACGGGAGUACAUGGAACUGUCGUCGAAGUCUCGAGGAGCUCCAGUUAUUUGUAUUUCACUACUUCAGAAGCUUAGGAGCAAAGCAUGUACAGGCACAGCUAGAGGCCACAUCAUCUUUCAUUAUGCGGCACCACAAUGCAAAACAGAUGAAAUCCUGAACUCUUUUGAGUUUUCCUCUUGACGUGUCGAAUCCUCAAGGGCUGCGACGGAGUUUGAUCUAAGAUCACGUUUUUGGCUGGCAUUAAUGGGUGGGUGAGUUCAACACGGGAGCCUGUGAGUUCCCAUCUGCUGGGAAAUUCUGAGGUUGGGGAAAAAAAAAAGGUUAUACAGGAACUGUUUAGUUACAAGCAUUCGCGCGCUGUAUAUAGAGGUUCCGAGACUUGAAAUAAUGUCAUGGUUUUUAUGUUUUGGCAAGUCAGUCCACCCCUCCGUCGACAA